GUUGAGUUUGACAAGAGUGUUGAACUUCACACAAGUUUGUCUGUUACUCCUUAAACCGUAUUGAAAACAGGUAGUAGCACUAAAACCGACUUUGAGGAACCCAAGCUGUCACUUUAAGGCAAUCAUGGAGCGCUCCAAACAGAAACAAAUGAAUCAAAAUGAAAAUGAAACAGAUGCCGCGAUCAAUGGGCACUUUGACGGACGAGUGAAAGUUCCCGGAUGGAGCGCCGGUGGUGCCGCCGGGACCCCGAGCACCGUGCCGUCCUCCAGCGUGAUGGAGAGCUGGCGGGAAGAACGGACCCGCAGUCUGGAAGACAAUGAGAUGAGCCUGCCGAGCAUAGCUGCUGCGUACACCACGAUCCUCAGGGGGCUCGGGGAAGAUCCGCAGCGGCAGGGGCUCCUCAAAACUCCGUGGAGAGCCGCCACCGCCAUGCAGUUCUUCACCAAGGGUUAUCAGGAAAAAAUCAUCGAUGUCCUGAAUGACGCAAUCUUUGAUGAAGACCAUGACGAGAUGGUGAUCGUGAAGGAUAUUGACAUGUUUUCCAUGUGUGAACACCAUUUAGUUCCCAUUUUUGGCCGGGUGCACAUAGGCUACCUUCCAAACAAGAGGGUUCUUGGUCUGAGUAAACUAGCAAGGAUUGUUGAGAUAUAUAGCAGGAGAUUGCAAGUUCAGGAGCGUCUAACCAAACAGAUUGCAGUCGCCAUCACUGAAGCGUUACAGCCUGCUGGGGUCGGGGUGGUCAUUGAAGCAACUCACAUGUGUAUGGUUAUGCGAGGCGUCCAGAAGAUGAACAGCAAGACUGUGACCAGCACCAUGCUUGGUGUUUUCCGUGAGGACCCCAAGACACGAGACGAGUUCCUGAGCCUGAUCCGGAGCUGAGGGUCCGUGUUCACUCUCCACUGCCAAAACACUCUGACCAGCCCUCUUCUCAAACGCCUCCCAGAAUCGAAGGAUCCUUCAUCUCUGGUUUUGCCUUGGGACGAGGCACUGCUGCUGUGUAACAUAGUGUCCCAUCGGUAACACCUUCUCUUCUGUGUCUCCUGUGUGUUUUGUGCACGUUUUAGUCAGUAGAGCUAUGGGAGCCUCUAUUGACGGGACUGUGGCUAUUACUGUUAAAUGGAAGCAUUGUGUUUUGAAGGACGUCCUAGAUUAGCACAAUUUGACCUCUCUAAACUGACAAGAACCAAACCCACCGAAAUCUGUUUAGAUCUCUUUCUGGCUGUGUCACAUUUGUGCUCUUUUUAACGCAAUUGAGUUUGAAUAAUUACAUAAAAGUACUGUUGAGGAACAAUGGUACAGUAACGGUAAUGAAUAUAACCACUAAAUAAUUACCAAUAUUCUUACACCUUGAUAUUUACAAGGUACUUCAAAGAUUAUUAUGGUAUUAUAAUGGUACAUAUCCAAAAACCUAGUAUUACAAAGAAAGCACCACUUUUUAUAAGUGAAUAAAUCCAGACUGGUUUUAUUGUUGUUUUACUAUGUGCUGAAAAUGCAUUAUGGCUACGCUGUCUUAUAAUGUAAUAUUUAAUAUAAUGUGUGUUGUCCUGUGUGCAUCAGUCAGUAAUUGUGCCCAGACCCAAAGUAUCAUCUGCUCUUGAAAGGAUAGUUCAUCCGGAAAUGAAACUCACCCUCAUGUUAUCCA
Messenger RNA from Carassius carassius (crucian carp), 1643 nucleotides. RefSeq names its product GTP cyclohydrolase 1-like. The record is from RefSeq and is a predicted model, not a curated record. Bases 125 to 880 code for a protein of 251 amino acids. The transcript is spliced from 6 exons. Gene Ontology annotation, molecular function: GTP binding; zinc ion binding; GTP cyclohydrolase I activity. Lineage: Eukaryota; Metazoa; Chordata; Actinopteri; Cypriniformes; Cyprinidae. Gene Ontology annotation, biological process: tetrahydrobiopterin biosynthetic process; tetrahydrofolate biosynthetic process. Gene Ontology annotation, cellular component: cytoplasm.